Messenger RNA from Musca domestica (house fly), 989 nucleotides. Its product is annotated as SPRY domain-containing protein 7. The record is from RefSeq and is a predicted model, not a curated record. Gene Ontology annotation, molecular function: protein binding. Lineage: Eukaryota; Metazoa; Arthropoda; Insecta; Diptera; Muscidae. The transcript has 3 exons. Bases 123 to 917 code for a protein of 264 amino acids.
AAUUCAAUUCGAUAUUUAUUUGCAAAACAAACAGAUUGGUGAAUUCAGCUGAUAAAUAAUUAAGACAAAUAUAUAAAAAAGUAUUCAAUUAAACUUACAAAAAAUAACAAAAACAAAGGAAAAUGUUCUGUUGCCUACGGUCUUGUUUAAAUGGCAGUAUACACCAGUCAAAUAAAACCGUGGUGAAUCGAGUUAAAGAGCCUGAAAUUCAUUUGGAUGUUGCAAAUGCUGGCACUGAAGUCAUACUGCUGUCCAAUUAUCUACGGAUUACGGGUACUGGAGGUGCUUUGGGCACAGCUCCAUUGGUCCAAUCGAAAUCAUAUUUCGAAGUGAAAAUCCAACAGAAGGGAAUUUGGUCCGUUGGUUUGGCGACACGCCAAGCAGAUUUAGAUAAAAAAUACGGUGGUCUGGAUAAGGAAAGUUGGUGCCUAUGUUCCGAUAAUGUCACGCGUCACAAUGGUGAAGAAUAUGGUCCGGUUGUGGCCACAACAAAUGAACCAACAAAAACCAUUGGUAAUGGCGGUGAUGUUAUAAUAAAUGGUACCUCAGUACCGGGUCUAAUAGGUAUUGAGGACAUCAAUGAAGAUUUGCUGCUGACAACCGGUCGCAGUGAUGGCGGUGUAGAAAUAAAAGAUUCAACUCAGGAAGGUAGCAGUAUACCGAACAAGGAACGAACAAAUGAAAACCAAUUUCCCGAUGAAGGUGAUAUUGUUGGAGUGUCAUUCGAUCAUAUUGAGCUGAAUUUCUAUUUUAAUGGUAAAAAAUUGGAGGCACCAUUUCAAAAUGUCAAAGCCAGUACUGUUUUUCCGGUUAUAUAUGUUGGUAAUGGUGCUAUUUUGGACAUAAUUUUAGAUAAUUUCCAUUAUCCUCCACCAAAUGGUUUUGAGAGAAUAAUGCUGGAACAAUCUCUAUUAUAAAACUAAAAUUUGCUGACCUCUUUAUUUCUUUACUUUAUCAAUGUGAAUAAUUAAAAAAAAAAAAAACAAAAA